AUGCCUCCAAAGAGAAAAGCAACUAGCUCCAAGACGAAAGCCGUGGCGACGCCCACCGCAGAAGACCACCUGAAAGUCUUGCGGGAAGCGCUGCAGCAGUCGACGCCAUGGACGUCUGGCUUGCUCGAUGUCCGCCCAGACGAGCUCGUUCUCUUCUACAAGCACGGCGCAGGAGAGGACGACGCCAGACACAUCAGUUUCAACAACGCGACUGAGGAACAGCUCAAACGGCUUGCUGAGAGCUGCACGCGUGCGACGUUCGGCAGAGGCACGGAGGACAUCCUCGACGAAAGCUAUCGCAAAGCCGGCAAGCUUGACUGCGCGGACUUUGCUGCCUCGUUGGACGUCGGCACGUUAAGACUGGUGGAGGCGAUCAGCCCUGACUUGCUGGAUGGACGGGACGAUGUGGAGGACAAGAACAUCAAAGCGGAGCUAUACAAGCUCAACGUUUACGGUCAGUUGUCAUCACACAAAGACACGCCCCGCGCCGGCGUCAUGAUCGGCUCUCUCGUCGUUGUGCUGCCUACCGCCCACUCUGGCGGUGCGCUUACCCUCUCGCACGGAGACAGCACCACGAGCUUCGACUCUGGUGCUCUCCUCGCUGACAAACCCUCAUCGAUUGCCUACGCCGCGUUCUUCAGCGACGUCACUCACGCUGUAGAGGAAGUCACCUCUGGCUAUCGGGUCACGCUUACCUACAACCUCUUCCUUCUCGACGCGCCCACUGCUCGACUUGUCCCCGGCCGGCAGGUAUCGGCGGCAGAGACUGCCUGCGAGGCUGCGCUCCGGGCGCUGAUGGCUGAUCCCACCUUUCUCCCAGCCGGCGGGCUGCUCGGCUUCGGUCUCCAGCACCAGUACCCUGUGCCGCGGACCCCGUCUGAUCCAGCAUCACUCGAGCGCGUGACCACGGUGCUGAAAGGCGCGGAUGCGCGGAUGCAGAGUGUCGCGGCGCGGGUGGGGCUGGAGAGCGUCGUGCUCGGGGGGGUCAUCGAUCUGGAGGGCAUGUGGGACGAGACCGGGGAGACGUCGCGGGCGAUUGAAGAGGUGGGCGAGGUGUUACGGACUGCGCGUGACAGCGAAAUCGGGGUGAAGCCAAAGAAAGGGAAGAAGGAUUCGGAGCCCGAGUCGGUGUCUGCGUCGGAAGACGAGAGCGGCCCGAAGCGCACGGCCAUCCAUUGGGUUAGAAAACUGACGCAACUCAACCGUGCUGAAUCAGCGUUCAUUGCGAUGGGGAACGAGGCGGACCUGGUUCAUUCGUAUGGAGAUGCGGCGCUGUUGGUGCGGUUCCCGCCGAGUGGACAGAGGGGAGAGUAA
Messenger RNA from Mycena indigotica, 1314 nucleotides. RefSeq names its product Fe2OG dioxygenase domain-containing protein. NCBI's taxonomy places the organism in Eukaryota, Fungi, Basidiomycota, Agaricomycetes, Agaricales, Mycenaceae. The coding region runs from base 1 to 1314 and encodes 437 amino acids. The record is from RefSeq and is a predicted model, not a curated record. The transcript is spliced from 4 exons.